Molecule: messenger RNA, 4744 nt
Organism: Formica exsecta
Lineage: Eukaryota; Metazoa; Arthropoda; Insecta; Hymenoptera; Formicidae
Gene: pio
Exons: 9
Coding region: 478-1713 (411 amino acids)
Source: RefSeq, a predicted model, not a curated record
CGAAAAGUGAUCAUCGAAAGUUACGUGAGUUGCAUUAAGUGUACACGUGAGGAUUGCGCUGAAGAAAGCUAUUCGAUCGGCCUUGCAAGUUUACGAAAGGUUAGGCGAGGAAGAUUGCAAAAUUGCCAAGAGAAAGAGAGAGCAAGAAAGUGAGAGAAAGGGACAGGAGCAGAAGCAAGGUUAGGAAUUCUUUUGGGAUGUCGACGUACAGGAGGUGGAUCUUGUGGCCGGCGAGGACGCGUUUUCGACACUUCACCAAACCGCCGAUGAUCCAUUGCAGCUGAGAUUAUUGAUGAUCGACCGGGCCGAUUGAUCACUAUCGCGGGACUUUCUUCCGGUGAUUUGCGCCUCGAAGCUUGUAUCUCGAGUUGGCGGACGCGCGAGAGAAAGAGAAGAAUUUCGCUGUCGCUCGGUGUCGUAACGCGGCGCGAGUAAUCUGAAAUUAUCCUCGGGAGAUUCGGAAAAGGAGCAGCAGCCAUGGACUGGAGGAGGGUCGCACUGGCAUUUUUAGUGAUCACAAUAACGAGACACAGCAGUGCACACGCAGCCCAGAUACCUCAACAGCUGCCGACGUCGACUGCAACGAUAGCGAGCACCGUGCAGAUCGAAUGUGCGAGCGAAUCGAUAAUCGUUCACAUCUCGACGGAGGGCAACACGGACUUCCAUGGUCUGGUCUACCCACGUGGGUUAUCGAAGAAUAGCUCUUGCUUGCAGGAGUACAGGAGUCAGCCCGCUCCGAUCACGUACAAUCUGCCUCUCAGAUCCUGCAACACCAUGCCCACUGAACUGGACGACGGUGGUAUAGAGUACUUUAACACCAUCGUGGUGCAGCCACACCUGAAGCUGGUCACGAACCAGGGCAGAGGUUUCCACGUGAGAUGUAGAUACCAGACGCGCGACAAAGUCGUAACGAACGACCAGACCCAUGUGUCCAUGCUGCAAUCUCUACCGUUGCAGGCGACCGCGCCGAUGCCAGGAUGCACGAUGAAGAUUUUUAGCGGUGAUCCAACGCAGCAUCACGUGGCGGAGAACGUGAAGAUCGGCGAUCCCUUGACCCUGGUCAUUAGCAUCGACAAACAAGAGAUGUUCGGUCUGAAGAUCUCCGAUUGUCUAGUCCGUGACGGUCUCGGAUGGGGUGAGCAACGACUGAUAAACGACGAGGGUUGUCCAGUCGACGGCGAGAUCAUGGGACAGUUUACGUACAACGAGGACAAGACGGAGGCCAGGGUAAACUUCCAAGCGCACAAGUUCCCGUAUACGGCGAGUGUGUAUUAUCAAUGCAACGUUAGACUCUGCGUCAAGCAUGGCGGAGGAUGCAGUAAUACGCCGCCGCUGUGCAAUUCGAUAGCUAGACGACGCAGGGAUACUGCCAACGAUAACGAGAUGCAGGGUGUCGAAGGUCUGGACGGCACCCCGGCCACAAUCGAGGUUUACAGCGGUUUGUACGUCAACGAAGCCUCGGACGUUAGUUCUAAAUCGGACUUCACCGAUGACGUCGUCAGAGAAAGGGCUAUUGAUGAUCCAAACACCAUUUGUAUAUCACAAAGGAGCUUCGCCAUCGGGAUCGCCAUCGCCGGUCUCAUACUCAUGCUGGCAGUAGUGGCUGCCAUUUUGGUACUGCUCGCAAAGAGACGGCACAAGAGCAUCUCGACUACGGGAUCAUCCAUUUACAGUGGACCGUACACAAACACUGCCUAUAGCCACAGUAGUUAAAUCCGUCUCGUUUGGCGUGGAAUAAGCUUCAUCCGAAGAUCUGCGAUUUUUCGUGGGAUCUAUAUCUAUAUCUAUACACGAAAUGUCAGCGGAUGAUUAGUCCGAUCGAUGAAAAUUAAUUUAGAUUAAGUUGUUUUCGACGCGAAGUCGAUUCGAAGCGACAAUCGAAGCCACUGCGCGCGAUAUAUAGUAAAAUGAAACGCGAAUCUCUUGCUCAACUGCCCCGCUCUGUACUUCUUAAUUCCACGUUACAUAUGAUAUUCUCAGCUAAUAAUAGCGGUGUUUCGAGAUAUCUGAGGAAUUAACGAUGGUGAGAUCCUAAAUAUCUAUAGCUUUUCUAUCUCUCUUCUUUCACACCAUCUCUACACCGUUCUUUCGAACGAGAAACUUUUACAACAGGGUCUCGAUAAUUCAUGGAUGUUUAAUGAAGAAUUUAUAUCCAAGUUCAAAAUGAUGCAAUACUUGAAUAUGUAAGUAUUGCAUAUUUGACACAAUGUUAUUAAAAAUCGAAAAAAAUAUAUAAAAUAUUUCUUACAAUUAAAAUAAUAAUAUCUAUCAUAAGAAAUAUUAUAAAAAAUAAAACGUAAUUAUAUUUUUAAACGAGAAAGAUGUACAUCAGUGCUUUUUUUACGCGAAUGCAUUAUUAAGAUUUGCUUGAAACAGGAAUGCAGACAUACUUCUCGUUUUAAGAAUAAUCUAUUAGUCUUCACUAAACAAAAAAAUCGUGUUACAAACGAAAAACGUUAUGUUCCAGUAUCAAUUCCGUCCGUGUAAUGAGUUGUAUAUUUUAUAUUAGCGAAACUCUUAAUUCCAAUUGCGAUUGCUAACGAAUCGAUAUGACUCAUUCCCGUCAAGAGUUAUUUAACUUUUAUGUAUAUGUACGUGUAUAUAUACACACAUAUACAUAUAUAUAUAUAUAUAUACACGUAAUAAACUAUACUGUACACUAGUCCGGUAUACGCUGUCCUACCUAACAUACCCAUCGCAUUAAACACACAACACAUGCGAAAGUAUCAUCCAAUUGCGCGGUCGUUUCGAUAAUUUAAUUUAAUUGUUCGUAUGUAAACUCAUUUUAGUUAGAUUUAAGUUUAAGUCAACAUUUAUUAUUAGGUGUGAAUUCUCAAAUAAUUCAAUCAAAUACUCCUAUGAUAUGUUUUUCUUAACUUAUCAUUAUUUGUCCGCGUGCAAUCGUUGAUAUUUCAACCGAUAUUUUUGUGUUUUGCCUUAAUGCAAUUUCCAAUUUAGCAUUUUCCUGUAAUGCAAAUCAUGGACGAGUUAUUAAAUCUACAUGACUUAAUACACUUAAAUAAAAGUAAUAUUACUGCCGAUCACGUAGUAUAUAUUAAUUCGAUUUUCUUUAAAUAUAAAAUUAACAAUCAAAUACGAAAUUUUUUUUUAAAUUGAUUAUCUUGACAAAAAGAAUAGAACAAAGCAAUAAUAAAAAUAAUUUGCUAAUUGAUUGUAUUUGUACACAAUAGUGUUAUUCACUUGAAAAUAUUUAACCAUGAUUGAAAUGUGAAAGCGUAAUUCAAAAUACAUUUACGAUAAAGCCGUUAAAGAAAAUAAAAAUACACGUAACUAAGAUUCGAUAAGAUGUGUAUUUGUGCAUUAUAAGUUUCCAGUGAAACUAUGUAUAAAUGGACUAAUGUCGUAGAAAUAUUAAAUACUUAUCAAAAUGAGACGAUAGAAAGUCGAUUAAAAUCUAAUUGUAAGAUUAUAUAUAAAAGGUCUAUUCUAUGCAAAUUAUUCUACGACGAUGCGAUAUGUCGAAUGAAUGCGACGUACGUAAGCAAUAUAAAAAGAUUUUAAUCCAUUAUAACGCUUAAACAUUAAUAUUAAUUAGUUUAAUUGAAACGAGAUGUUGUGCUUCAAUGUCGGUAUUACAAAUCCAUUCGAAAAUAACAAAGUAAGAACGACUACGAAUUGUUUUCUAACGGUACAUUUUCGAAUGGUUCUGAUCUAAUCCAACUUGUCGGAUUUAAUUAAUACUGAAUAGCAAAAAAAUGCACGUAAAACAAGAAUACCGACAUGUACCAUCUUGAAGCGUUUAGAUUUUAAUUGACAAAGACAAGAAAAAAAAACUCUACUGCCAACGCAGUCGCGUAACUGGGUCCAACGUGGUGGUGGGUACAUGACCAUAAAAUUUUACAUUUUAGAGAGAAAUCAACACGCGUAACGUAACUCGUUAACUUACGAAGCGCUAAUACGCUAAACCGUUUCCGUGUAGGAGCGGAUUGUUAUGGUAUAGUUCUCUGAAAACGAAUAAUGUAUGCAACGACAGCUUUUCCGAAUGGACCCUAGCGCGUCGAAUAACACGCGAUAUUGACGCCUUUUCUGCCGAAAGCGAAUAAAAUCUUCGCCGAUCGGUCUAAAAAUUUUUUCUAAAUCCGCUCAAUAUGCAAUGAAUACUUACGUAAGUGUCAUUAAGAGAACAAGUCUCGAAAUUUUACACAGAAUAUCUGCUUGUCUUAUAGAUUAACAAAUGUAGAUAUACACUUUUCAAUAUUUUCUAGUGUCUUGAAUCUUUCGACAUUUCGCGCGUAUAGCGGUCUCAGGAUGUCUUUUGCUUGGUGUUAUAAAGAAAUAGAGAUUUGUUUUUAUUUUGAUUGAUUAAUCUGCCGUUUUAAAGCGUUUGUAACGCAAAUGAAACGUACUCUUAAUAAUCUUAUGACGCGAGUUUACGCACAUUUUCCAUUUACUUCGACACUAAUGCAAAUUGACAGCGUCCAGUGCUCUCGAAAAAUGUUAUAAUUUCGAAGCGCUACGAGGGUUCGCGGAAUUUCUGUCGAGGGUCGGAAUCGCUCGGCGAACGGAUCACGCGUGAUCUCUUGGCCGCGUCAUGGCAUUGGUUCAUAGUGAUCAUUGGGGACGAAAAUGCCUGUAGAAAUGCCUGAUAAAUAUUUUUUUUUCUUGGUUUAAGGUAAACGCGUGUCCCGAUGUUCCCGCAAUGUUCCUCUGGACCUUUGUCAAAAGAAUCUACAACGAAUAUAUGUAAAUAACGAAAACUUAAUAAAACUGAUAACUAUAAAAC